AUGAACUUUAGUGGCCAUCAACGAAUGGGCAAUGGCAGUCAUCAUCGCACUGCGACACCCCAAGGCACCAUAUUGGAAGAUGAAGAAUAUUCCUUCAAUUAUGAUUCCGACGGCAAUACCGUGGUAACAGAUGCCUCUUCCAUCUUUCCCGGCGGCAGUAACAACGGUCGGAACAAUACUAUUGCUAACAAUAAUACUAACAAUGAAUGGGUCACCAAAUCCGAUUUAUUGACCAUCUUUCAGGCGGCACCCUUGGCCGGUAUGAAUGCCAAUGGCAAUUUGUCUCCCAUCGGUGACUUGCUGGAUUUGCAAGAAGAACGGACCCAAUUGGCCUCGAUUUUCAAACGGUCGAAUGUGGCGGUGGAAUUCCAAAUUGCCACCCACGAUGCCCUGGGAAAAUUCUUGGCGGAAGACAAGGGACGGAUCUUGCAUUUCUCCUGUCAUGGGGAUGCCGGAUUUUUGUUUUUGGAAGACGAUUGGGGUGGUUUGGCACCACUGGCCAAUGAUAAUUUGCAACGGUGGAUUCAAUUGGGUGGACGGGAGUUGCAAUUUGUCUUUGUAUCGGCCUGCAAUUCGCAGUCGAUUGGACAAGCCUUUGUGGAUGCGGGAGUUCCGCAUGUGGUAUGUUGCAAGGAGAAUGCAAAGUUGCGAGCGGGAGUGUCUGCACUCUUCGAAAAGACAUUUUAUCGCAAUUUGGCUCGCAAAAAGACUGUGCAAGAGUCCUUUGAUAUUGCCAAGGAGGCAACCUUGGCCAAUCCCAAGAUUCCAGAAGAAUAUCGACGAGAAGAAGUGGAAAAAUAUCGUCUCUUGGGGACAGGUGGUCGUGGUGGUGGUGGCAAUAACAAUAACAAACAGAAUGUCAACAAUCACAAUGUUUCGGUAUUCUUUCAACGAAACAUUAAUGUCUCCCAACGUCGUGCGGUUGUCGGAGGGGCAGAAGGAUUUCCACCUCCACCCAAAAUAUUCAUUGGACGGACCAUUGAUCAGUACCGCAUUUUGAAAUUGCUCCAGCACGCAAGGACGGUCUGUGUUCAUGGGCCCUCGGGAAUGGGCAAGACGGCCUUGGUCAAGGCGGUUUGCCAAUACGUCCAUUAUCGAUUGAACAUGAUGGACUUUACAGACAUUCAAUGGAUCGAUACCUCUCAAGCCAGACUGUCUCAUCGUACCGAAGAACAUUUGCAACCUCUUUUGGAUUUGAUUCACAGAUCACCAGAACCAAGUCCAAAUAAAUUCUUGGAAGAAGCUUGGGAGCCAAUUCUUCAGCUGGUCGAGACAUUUCAACAUCGAAAGACUCUGUUGGUGGUAGAUGCCAAACAUAUUUCAAACCAGGAUGCGCUACAAAAGUUGGGCAUUUUUAUUGACGAAUUCAUCAAUGCCACCCGGCAUGUCAAGGUCAUUGUCAUUUACAAUGACGAAGAUGGAAUCCAGACUAGCAAUUUGAAGAUGGAACAUCAAUGCUACUCGGUCGAACCCUUGAGCUUUGAAUGGUCGGCCCGUCUCUUUUCAAGAUUGUGUCCCGAAGGACUCUUGAAGGAAAAGUAUUAUGGGAUUGAAACGUCUCGGCAACUCUGCGAGGUCCUUAUUCCAUCUUCGGAAACUAACAUGGAUGCUAAUAAUAAUAUGAAUACUGUCACACCACGACAACAAAUGCUCUGGGAUAUGGUGGGUGGCGGCGAUCCUCGGCGCACUGUGAAUGUGGCCAAGACUUUUACCCGACAGCAAUUUCAAGACCUGUUACUCUUGAGUGCCAACAAGGAUGACAACGAUCUUACCUUGGAGAAGUUGUUGCAAUUGGAUUGCAAGAUUGAAGAAAUUGAAAAGAGAAGAGAUAUCUAUGAACGACAAUGCAAUAAACAGUAUAUCGAAAUGUGUCGAGGAAUGCUGAAUGAAUUGGAACGACGACGUGAAACCUAUUCAAGAGCAAGCUUGGAACGAAGGCAGAAACAACUACUGACCGAGAUUGAGACUGCCAAGAACGAACGCAAAUUUGCAAAAGCUCUGGAAUUGCAACAUAAACAAGAACAGCUGGAACGGAUCAAGGAGCAACUCCCAACUCUGAUUUGGUUGGAAAACCGAAGGGAAGAAUUGGAAUUUGAAAUUGAACUUGCAAAGAACAAAGACUUUCUCCAAGCAGAAAAUUUGUACAAAGAACUAAAGCGUACCAUUGCAUCUAUUGAAGCUGAACGGAACAGUUUUGGUGAUACUGACAUUCCAGAAAGUCGGGCUUUGCUGGAAGCACAGAUCAUAAAAAUGGAAGAGGAAUUGAACAAUGUUGUCGCAUCUCGAAACUUCUCCAAGGCGAGAGAACUCAAACCAGAAAUCCACCGUCUGAAGGAAAUGCGGAGUAUGGUACCAUCGGCCGAGGAUUUUCGAAGUAGGAUCAUGAGUCUGGACGCAUCCUUGCAACAAGCAAUUGAUGAACAUGAUUUUGACUCGGCAGAGACGCUGUACAAUCGCCUAGAAGAGAUAAAGGCAAAGCUGCGAACAGAAGAGGAGGCUGAGAAGAGCUAUGGUAUUCAAGUUCCUGGUGACAGCACGCCUAUGAGUAUUCAGUCAGUGAGAUCUAGUGUCGCGAGACGAGCAGCCGCGGAUCCUGGCGAUGACCAGUCAGUGGGUUCUAGUGUUGCCAGACGAACUGCUAUAGAUCCUGGUGACGAUCCAAUCACUAGUUCUGUCCACUCGACCACAUCUUACGAUCCUCCUGGGCUUACACUAAGAACAGAAUCCAGAAGGUCCGAUCCCAUGCAGGAAGGAAAGAAGGGGGCCGGAAAUCGAUUAUCCGAUUCGAAUUUUUCACUGAGGGCCCCAGCUAGAAACGCUCUGCAAACCAUCAUCCCAUCUGGUGCACAUGAAAACCCAAGCGCUCCAUGUGUGCAUGAAAGCGUAGUGGCGGAACGGCAUUCCAACCAUGACAGGCGUUCACACCAAGAGAGUCGCCGACCUGAUCCGUCUAAUUCAAUUUCUAUUGUUGAACCAGGAGCAUAUGCUGUGCGAGGAAAUACAAGUGGAAGUGACGGAGAUAAUGAGCACGAUGUAACCUCAACCUACUCUGCCGAAGAAGGAGUACCAGCGUCCCCUAUUGCACAAUCAGCAGUUGUGGAACGGGAUAUUACGCUUCCGCCAAUCAUGGCCACUUCUACUCCCCUUCCAAGUGCUAUGGAGAUUGUGAACGACGUUAUGAAUGACCAAGAGAGAUUGGAACAACAGAUUUUUCAGAUUAUGAAAAAGCACGCAGUCCAGGCGGAAGUUGUUCCAGCACCAGAAAGGCAUAACAGCAGAGACAUUAGUGUCGAUUUCUCCGAAUACAGCACUGGGUCCAGGGACACUGAGAGUCUUCGGGAUAGCUUAGACACUGAAGGGAAAAAAGGUGGCAUGAAGACGAUCUUCAAGAAGCUGCGAAAUAGAACCGGAAAGAAAUAA
Molecule: messenger RNA, 3420 nt
Organism: Cylindrotheca closterium
Lineage: Eukaryota; Bacillariophyta; Bacillariophyceae; Bacillariales; Bacillariaceae
Source: the annotation of a GenBank genome assembly